This is a messenger RNA of Scomber japonicus (chub mackerel), 2349 nucleotides long. Its product is annotated as protein Dok-7-like. The record is from RefSeq and is a predicted model, not a curated record. Gene Ontology annotation, biological process: neuromuscular junction development; positive regulation of protein tyrosine kinase activity. The coding region runs from base 1 to 2349 and encodes 782 amino acids. The transcript is spliced from 13 exons. Gene Ontology annotation, molecular function: protein kinase binding. Lineage: Eukaryota; Metazoa; Chordata; Actinopteri; Scombriformes; Scombridae.
AUGACGGAUUCUGUUGUCGUGGAGGGAUACGCCAGACUCAGAGAUGGAAAAAAGUGGAAAACUAGGUGGCUCGUCCUUCGCAAGCCGUCGCCUGUAGCAGACUGCCUUGUGCUGCUGGUUUUUAAAGACAAGUCCGACAAAGCCCAAGGCAACAAGGAAAGGGCCAGUGUCACCUUGGAGGAGAUUUGCGGCCUGGAAACGGGACAGUGGUAUGAGGGUGUGGCUUUUACUCUGGCCAUCCUCUGCCUGAACCAGACUGCUCUACUGGGCUUCGACAGCAAGGAGGCCCUGCAGGCGUGGGAUGCCCGCCUGCGAUACAGCCUCGGAGAAGUUCACAGAUUCAGUGUCGGAGUCUUACCAGGGACCAAGUUGGAGAUUGGACCUGCCACUCUUCAUUUGUGCAACAACUUACUGGCUCUUGCCCGUGAUGUCCCCCCUGUUAUCAUUGGCCACUGGAACCUUCCAGACCUGCGCAGAUAUGGACCUGUACCAAACGGCUUUGUGUUUGAGGGAGGAACAAGAUGUGGUUACUGGGCUGGUGUUUUUCUGCUUGCAUCUGCUGAGAGCGAGCAGAUCAGCUUUCUAUUCGACUGUAUCGUCAGAGGCAUCUCCCCCACCAGAGGCCCUUUUGGACUGCGGCCAGUUUUGCCAGAUCCGAGUGCCAGUCAGGCUACUACGGAGGAGAGAUUGAACCACGAAGCACAGGAGCUGGAGAAACGACUGAGCAUGCUCUCUCACAGGAGCAGUACAGUCUCAUCCACCUACUGCCCGUCUGCCGGGGGAGAUGACCGCAGCAUAUCUGGUUCCUCCGACGCCUCUGACACCAGCCAAUCAGACUGCAGUAUUGGCAGCCGGCUGGCCAUUUGGACUGAACCGGCCUCCACCCCAUCUGACAACCUCAGCCACGUGGGCGCUAAAGUGGCACUACAGAGCGUCGAGAAGCUCUCCAUCAACCAGGGAGGCGGAAACCGGCCUGUAGCCAAGGCGCCCCGGCAGCUACAGGAAAUUGGCCGUCAGAGUUCAUCCGACAGCGGCAUUGCCACCGGCAGCCAUUCCUCUUACUCUGGAAGUUUCUCCUCCUACACAGGGAGCCUGGAUAUUACCCCCGGAGAGGAAUUUGGGUCUGUUUUCAGCUUGCCCCCACACUUGGCUCAAGAAUUGAGCCCUUGUACUUGCACCUCUGUUUCAGGACAUGAGUACCAGGUGCCGACAUCAGUUAGAUAUCUGUAUGACACUCCCAAGAGUCUGUUACAGGAGGGAAGUGGGGGUGCCAAAGACAAUGAACCCUCCACAUUAACUAAGAGCACCCCUGCUCCUUUAGAGUCUUUGAAGGGGGAUAAAAGUAGUGCCAUGACUUGUGAGGGUCACUUAGAAACUCAUGAAAGACAGUCUAUGAGUGAACACUUACAAGGCCCCUCAGAGGAGAGCAAGAAAACCAAGGUGGCGCCCUCUAGGGACAUCGUUUACCCCUGCAAGUGGUUCAACGAUACCUGCCAUACCAGUGCGGGUAGAGAGCCAGAGGCAAAGUCUAACUCACUGAACUUGUAUGAGUCAAUGAGCCCUGCAUUUGGAAAUGAGCUCAAAUCGGCACCAACUGCCACACGAUUACAAGAUUCCCAGCAAGACAAAAGAGCUGUCAUUUAUGAAAACUGUUUAAAGUGUCUAAGAGAGCACUGCCACCCUCCUCCACGGGUUCCACCUGUUGAAAUGUACCGCAACAGAAACAUUUCCACCAACGUAACUGAGCUGCACCAGAAGACAAGUCAACAACAUGAAGGCGCUGCUAAUGAGGAGCUGCGAUAUCAAGCUCACGGUCAUGGAUCACAGAGCGUGGACGGGCCGUGUCAGUAUGAGGAGAUGAAUGGUCAGACAGUGACCAGUGAAGACAAAAGGCUUAAUAGUAAAGAGGAAAGACGCAGAGUUGAUCCUGCUUAUGAGAUCAUGGAGAGUCGGGCACCGGAGAGAAACUCAGAGGCAGAAGAGAAAAGCAAGUAUGAGCUAAUGGUCAACUGUGGUCAGCAGAGGUUCUUUCAAGAGACUGAGGGAGCAGUGUUCGUUUUCCCCCCAGAGGCACCUACACUUCCUGAAAGGCCUCGCGGCGAUGGUGUGACAUACGUAAAUAUUCCUGUUAGUCCCACAUCCAAGAAGCAGCUCAACUACAUGGAGCUGGAGCCAGGCACACGAGGGACUGUUGCACAUCUGCAGGCACAGAGGAAGAGCUCUACUAAAUACGCCCAGAUUGACAUCACUGCCACAGAGACGGCCCACAAAGUCGGUACACAGCAUGCGCUGGGUCGGCAGGAGGGCCUCCACACUCUGGAGCUGAGAAGAAAGGGGACGCCGCAUUGA